CAGACACCCCUAAACCCCAGUCCACGGAUAGGGUUAUAAAACGCAGGGACAGGGUUUCGUCUCCCUGCGGUUUCUAAGCAAAAACGACACUCCAUUUCCGUUUCCUACGUCGGUGAAGGUUCAGAGAUUGGUUUUAGUUACCGGCGGUCUCUAAUUCGCUUGGUGCAGGUCGGGAACUGAUUGGCUAUGUCAUGUAAGUUGACGCCCCCUUGUUGUUUUUUUGGCCAGACCGCGGCGGCGGUGACUGGCGGAAGCGAAUUGGAUCCCGCCUUGCAUCAACUGAAUCGGAGACCGCGGUGAAGGUUGCAUGGAUCUAUCUAUUUUUUCUCUGUUUUGUUCAGAUCUCAGGUUGGAUUUUGGUUGAUUGCCGACUAUUUAUGAUUUGGCUCCAUAUCUAUUAGAUUUAGGAGUUCUUUUGUUCGAUUAGAUCGUUUUCUAUUGAUAUCUUGAAUCUUCUAAAUCAAUUAGUUGUUAUGAUAAUGAGAAGUGAAUUAGUUAUCGAUAGAUCUUGAUCUGGUGUUUCUGAUUGUAUCUUCUGAAAAUGACGAUAUUUUGAGCUGGCUAUGUUGGGAAAAUGGAUAGAUUGUGAUGAUAGAAAAAGCAAAUUUUUGUAUUUUGGAUUUUUUUUUUCGGCUAAAAACGUUGAUAUUCAAGAUUUGGAAUUCUGAUUCGUAUGUCUGGAUAUGGUAUAUGGGGAGAUCAUCAUUCUGAAAGUUGUGUUCUGUUUUGUUGGAGAAAAUUGAUUUCUGGAAAAUAAUAAUUAACAUGACUCGUGUUAGAGAUUGAUGAAGGUUACUCCUUUUUGUUUUCGGAAAAGAUCUAGCCUUUCCAAUUAUCUUAGGGUUAGAAAAGAUGGAAUAUAGUAGUUUUGCUAUUUUAACAACCUUUGAUAUAAAUUGAGAGAGUGGUAAUAUUAAUUAGCCACACGAACCAUAUAUAUAUAUGAUUCUUGUUUGGACAAUUUCAAUUGCAUGACAAGGUCUAUAUUUUUGGGUAAUUAUUAACUAUAGGAAGCUUUCUGUGGGAGGGAAUGCUUCUAGAUGUCAGUAGAAUACAAGUCAAAUUACCAUAUCUUUUUACUUUAUGUGUGGUGGUGUUGGUGGUGGGUAGCUUUCAAUUUGUCCAAGCUUUAAGUUGGUACAUGAAUUGCUUGAUUUUAGGGUUCGAGUCUUUGGGGGUUUUCCCUCCUUCAUUUGUUAUUAAUUUUAGUGUUUAAAUUGAAGUUGUCUAGAUCUAGAUCUGAUUGUGUCUCUAGAGCGUUCUCUUGGUUUGAAUGUUUCCCCCUUCUAGAAAUGUGUAUGUACCUUUUGCUUUUAAUUGUGGUGAAGGAGGCCAGCUCUGUACUUGCCUUUUCAUUUUUUUAAUGACCGUUUUCUUGUUGAAGUUGGAAAUUUAGAUGAAAUAAUGCGCCAACUGCCAACUGCCAAGCUGGGUUUUCUUUAGUUAGACUGGUUUUAAUAUGGUUGAUUUCUGAAACUGUUAAGACUGUCAUACUUUUCAGCACCUACAAUUCACCAGUUUAUUUGAUUUAACUUUGCUAACCGGCCAGUCUUGGUCUUUUUGGUUGUCACUUAACAUUUUUGAUAUUUGUAUUCUCUUUGCCAUCAUAAGUUCAUAUCAUUCGGGAUGAUUGGGCACUGUUAUCAGGUGUUCAUUGAGAGAGACAUGUUAUUGUGGGAAAUAUAGUUGAUACCUCUGG
This is a messenger RNA of Rubroshorea leprosula, 1699 nucleotides long. NCBI's taxonomy places the organism in Eukaryota, Viridiplantae, Streptophyta, Magnoliopsida, Malvales, Dipterocarpaceae. The record is from the annotation of a GenBank genome assembly.